This is a messenger RNA of Rhea pennata, 955 nucleotides long. It is a transcript of the gene PSMA7, whose product is annotated as proteasome 20S subunit alpha 7. Gene Ontology annotation, biological process: proteasomal protein catabolic process; ubiquitin-dependent protein catabolic process. The transcript is spliced from 7 exons. The coding region runs from base 76 to 822 and encodes 248 amino acids. Lineage: Eukaryota; Metazoa; Chordata; Aves; Rheiformes; Rheidae. Gene Ontology annotation, cellular component: nucleus; proteasome core complex; proteasome core complex, alpha-subunit complex. The record is from RefSeq and is a predicted model, not a curated record.
GCGGCAGGGGGGGGGGAAGCGGGAGGACGCCGGCAUCUCGGUCCGCGCACACGCGCGGGGCAGCGGGCGGCAGGCAUGAGCUACGACCGGGCCAUCACGGUCUUCUCGCCGGACGGGCACCUCUUCCAGGUGGAGUACGCGCAGGAGGCGGUGAAGAAGGGCUCCACGGCGGUUGGAGUAAGAGGGAAGGAUAUUGUUGUUCUUGGUGUGGAAAAGAAGUCUGUGGCAAAACUUCAGGAUGAAAGAACUGUACGAAAGAUCUGUGCUCUUGAUGACAAUGUCUGCAUGGCUUUUGCAGGGCUUACAGCUGAUGCCAGAAUAGUUAUAAAUAGAGCUCGUGUAGAGUGUCAAAGCCAUAGACUUACAGUGGAGGAUCCUGUCACUGUGGAAUACAUCACACGUUACAUUGCUAGUCUGAAACAGAGAUAUACUCAAAGCAAUGGCCGCAGACCUUUUGGUAUCUCUGCUCUUAUUGUGGGAUUUGACUUUGAUGGAACCCCCCGGCUGUAUCAGACUGAUCCAUCUGGUACAUACCAUGCUUGGAAGGCUAAUGCCAUUGGCAGAGGAGCCAAAUCUGUGCGUGAAUUCCUGGAGAAAAACUAUACCGAUGAAGCCAUUGAGACAGAUGACUUAACUAUUAAACUUGUCAUCAAGGCUCUUCUUGAGGUUGUACAGUCUGGUGGGAAAAACAUUGAGCUGGCAGUGAUGAGACGAGAUCAGCCACUGAAGAUUUUAAGUCCUGAAGAAAUUGAGAAGUAUGUUGCUGAAAUUGAAAAAGAAAAGGAAGAAAAUGAAAAGAAAAAACAGAAGAAAACAUCAUGAUGACUGAAAUUCAACUGCUUAGCUGCUUUUUAAUUCAAGUGAUGGGUUAUUCUGUAUAAACAACAUGUAGGCAUUCCAUUUAUUCAUACUGUGCCCCUCUUGAGACAUACAAUAAACCUAUUGUUUUUUUAAA